AUGGACACUGUCAUCAACGGAAUGGACGUCGUAGCACUGAUUGACACGGGGGCAACAGCGUCUAUUCUGUCAGAGAAAGUCGUGAGUAAGUGGCCUGUCGAGGCCCAGGCUGGUAUAACCAAAUCUGAUGUCCGGGUUCACCUCGCCGAUGAAAAGGACUUGACAGUAAUCGGAGAGGUACGAGCAGAACUCCAGUUGGGAGGUCAACUAAUAGCACACAAGUUCAUCAUAGCUGAUGUCAGCAAUGACGUGCUACUGGGGCUUGACUUUCUACGGGAGGAGAAUUGCAUUAUAGACAUCAACGGGAAGAGUCUGAAGUGGAGGGGGACUGAACUCUCCCUAAGGGAUACAGCGGAGCCACUGCAGUGUUGCCGCGUGACUGUGCAGGAAACAGUUGUUGUCCCACCACAGACUGAGAUGGUUAUAGUCGGGAGCCUUGGCGAAAGUGACGUAGGUGUGGCCUAUGGGUUAAUAGAGCCAACACCUGGAAUGGUGCAAAGAGAGAACCUCAUUGUGGCCUCAUCACUCGUGAGCACGACUGAAGAGACAGUGCCAGUGAGACUGUGGAAUCCAACCAGUGACCAUGUGACCCUCUACAAGGGUGCCACAGCAGGGACAUUCCUGACAGUGGAUGCAGUAGGGCCCGCCAUUGACACAGAAUCCGAUCGGACAAAUGUGAUAGAGCGCGUUAACUUGGUCUCUACAGCUGAAAGCGAAGCAGGCUACCAGGACGUAGAAGUUGCGGUACCAGCUCAUCUUCAAAAUCUUUAUGAGCAAGGCUCUAAAGAGAUAGACGCCGGGCAAAGAAUGCAACUCAAAGAAUUGCUGGUCAGCCGGACAUUUGACGAACAUCUUGAACGCCUGCAGCAGAUACUGGCCCGCAUUCAGGAAGCUGGAUUAAAACUUCAGCCGAAAAAAUGCCAUGUGCUGCAGCGACAGGUUUCCUACCUAGGUCACAUUGUGUCAAACGAGGGCGUCAAGACAGAUCCCGAAAAAGUUCAGAAAGUACAGAAUUGGCCAGUCCCGAGCAACUUACACGAAGUCCGUAGUUUCCUCGGUCUCGCGUCCUAUUAUCGCCGCUUUGUGCCAAGUUUCGCUGAGCUGGCCAGACCCCUCCACAGACUUACUGAAAAGGGCAAUGCUUUUGUCUGGUCCAAUGAAUGUCAGGUGGCGUUUGAUGCUCUGAAGCUUCGACUGAUCUCCUCGCCAGUCCUUGCGUAUUCUUCAGCGACCGGCGAAUUCAUCUUAGACACAGACGCCAGCGAUUAUGGAAUCGGGGCCGUAUUAUCACAAAGACAGGACGGAACUGAAAAGGUCAUAGCUUACGCCAGUAGAGCCUUAACGAAAAGCGAAAGAAACUACUGCGUAACGAGGAAGGAACUGCUCGCACUGGUGUUCUUCGUAAAGCACUUCCGGCCUUACCUGUAUGGACAGAGGUUCAAGCUCCGGACGGACCACGGUGCGUUAAGAUGGUUAUUUGGAUUCAAGGAACCCGUUGGGCAGGUGGCGAGGUGGCUUCAGGUUUUGGCGGAGUACGAUUUUCAGAUCGAACACCGACCCGGGCGCAGGCAUGGGAACGCGGACGCCAUGUCCAGGAUGCCGUGCAGGCAGUGUGAAUGGGUUCCUGGUGAAGUCACUGAUCAUGAUGAGGUAAAGAGUGACUGCCCCACUACCGAAGUACUGUUGCCAUCUAAGCCAGGAAUGGAGCCUUCAGCAAAUGACCAGCAGACGGACAUGCCACAAAGUAAGGAAGGAAGCAGCAGUCCAACAAGGGAACUGUCGAUAAGGCUUGCCGUUGCCCGGGUUGUGGAGCCAAACUGGCUGCAAAGCAUGACCACUCAAACGUUGCGCAAACAGCAAUUACAAGAUCGAAGCCUUGGGAUGAUUAUCAGGUGGAUCGAGUCGAAAGAACCAAAACCAAAAUGGACAGAAGUCUCUCCGGAGAGCGCCGAGUUAAAGAGCAUGUGGGGUGCCUGGGAUCAACUUUGCCUUCGGGAGGGUGCAUUGCACAAGAAGUGGGAAGACGAUACCGGCGAUGAAGUCCGUUACCGCCUUGUCGUACCCCGAAAACUGCAAAAGGAAGUUUUGCAACAGCUACAUAACUCACCGACUGGAGGGCACCUUGGUGCCAAGAAGCUGUACGAGAAGGCGAAAGCAUGA
Messenger RNA from Patiria miniata (bat star), 2160 nucleotides. RefSeq lists its product as uncharacterized. Gene Ontology annotation, biological process: proteolysis. The coding region runs from base 1 to 2160 and encodes 719 amino acids. NCBI's taxonomy places the organism in Eukaryota, Metazoa, Echinodermata, Asteroidea, Valvatida, Asterinidae. The record is from RefSeq and is a predicted model, not a curated record. The transcript has 2 exons. Gene Ontology annotation, molecular function: aspartic-type endopeptidase activity.